Lactuca saligna is the source of this 1224-nucleotide messenger RNA. NCBI's taxonomy places the organism in Eukaryota, Viridiplantae, Streptophyta, Magnoliopsida, Asterales, Asteraceae. The record is from the annotation of a GenBank genome assembly.
AUGAAAACAAUUGAUCCCAAAGUUGAAAUUGGAAAGUUGUUAACGAAAGAAGGUGCAGGUCCUUCGAAGAAGUCUACGACUUCAAACAAGAAUGAGACCAUCAAUCCUGAGCUGAUUAUUAAAGAAACAAAUACAUCAAAGUCUCUAAAGACGAAGGUUGAUGAGGUAGUUUCAAAAGCUGUAUUAAAACCUAUUGAACCUGUUGUUACAGAACCAACUUCAGUUAUUAUUCCUUCGAAGACUGGAGUUUUUCGCAAAUUAAAGCUGAAGUAUGUUGGUUCUCUUACUUCGAAUGUGGUUCUCAAAACUCGUCUUACUCACCAAGGAGUACUUAUGCGCGAAGUCCUAGCUCCAGUUUCUCCUCACUCAAAGAAACGAAGAGUUGAGGAUAUGGCCAAAAAGAUUUCGAAGAAAAAGAAGACAAAGAAGAGGCAACUAGUCAUUCCAACGGACUCAUCUGAAGAAGAACAAGUGCCAGAAUCACCCGAACCGAACCUAUUAUACAGCCUACUUCUCCUGAGAAGAUUGUUGUCAUACCACCCGAAGUUUCGUCUACCAAAUCAUCUCAUGAGGAGUUACGAACUUCAUACAUCACUGCAAAUGUAUCUGAUACAGGUACCUUUGUUUCUUUACCUCCAUUCAUCAUCUCUACUACUUCCACCACUUAUUCACCAACCUUCCAAAACAUCAUUGAUCAGCCCUUUACAUCCAUCUUUUCAUCUCAAUCCACCAAACCCAAAUGAUGACUCUGAUAAUGAAAAAGGAGGCUUUAGCGAUACUUUUGAAGAUUUGGCCUUUGAUGAAGAAAAGGAGGAUUCUCCUAAUCAUAUGCUCAUGUCCAUGAAACAAUUCGAAAUUCUGAAUAAGAAGCUUAAUUCUAUUAUUCAGUCACAAGCAGACAUGGGAGGAGGAAGUUUGACUUCGACUUUUGAAAUUGAUGCGUUAAUGAAAGCUUUUGAGGCAAGAAUGAUGAUUCGAGUAUCUGGUAUGAUCAGAGACUCAGAAUCCAGAAUCCUGGAGAAGAUUGAUCAAGCUGAUCAAACAACAAAGUUAAGGAUCAAUUCUUUCGAUUCGAAGUAUGUUGGAGCAGUGAAAGAAUUAACAAAUAUUCAAAAUGAACGACAUACGUUGUUUGUUAUGGACGUGAAGAAGGUGAGAGAAGAUGUGAACCAGAAGCUUCAAGAGCUUCGUGAUGGCAUGGUUCGUGAAGUUGCAAUUGUGUAG